Molecule: messenger RNA, 1297 nt
Organism: Acanthopagrus latus (yellowfin seabream)
Lineage: Eukaryota; Metazoa; Chordata; Actinopteri; Spariformes; Sparidae
Product: dehydrogenase/reductase SDR family member 12-like
Exons: 10
Coding region: 222-1229 (335 amino acids)
Source: RefSeq, a predicted model, not a curated record
AAGUUUAACUAGAUGUCACUUGACUGCUGAAGUGUCGAUCCCAGGCAGCGUCGGCAGAGAGCAGCAAGUGCUCCCCUCCCUCCCUGUCUCCCUGCCUCCCUCCCUGUCUCCCUCCCUGUCUGUCUGCUUCAUGUGAUCCUGGUCCGUCACAGUGCUGGACAGGACAGGGACUAUUGAGAAGCUGCUGCUGCACUCCUGUUUGAGAUCGUUUCUCCCUCCAGAUGUCUCUGUACAGAAACGCUGUCUGGUUUUUGAAUGGGAUCCACAACUACACAAGGAAAGGAUAUGAGGCGGCAUCUGAAGACUUUGAGCCUCAGGACCUGAGCGUGUCCGUCGUGGGGAGGUCUUUUAUGAUCACCGGAGCCAACAGUGGAAUCGGCAGAGCCACAGCCAUGACUAUAGCCAAGAAAGGUGGGACUGUCCACAUGGUGUGCAGGAACAAAGAUAAAGCAGAGGAGGCCAGAGAGGACAUCAUCAAUCAGUCUGGGAAUACAGAGGUUCACGUCCAUAUUGUGGACUUGUCAGAGACACGCAAGGUGUGGGAGUUUGCAGAGGCCUUCAAGAAGCAGUAUCCAUCCCUGAACGUGUUGAUAAACAACGCCGGGUGUAUGGUGCACAAGAGAGAGCUGAACGCCGACGGGCUGGAGAAGAACUUCGCCACCAACACGAUGGGAGUGUACAUCCUCACCCAGACUCUCUUACCACUUCUGCAGAAGAGCCGGGAUCCCAGGGUGAUCACUGUGUCCUCAGGAGGCAUGCUGGUCCAGAAACUCAGAGUGGAUGACUUGCAGUCAGAGAAGGGCUACUUCGAUGGUGUCAUGGUCUACGCCCAGAACAAGAGGCAGCAGGUGGUGCUAACAGAACAGUGGGCCAAAGCAAACCCAAUCAUCCACUUCUCUGUGAUGCAUCCAGGCUGGGUGGACACACCAGCUGUUUCUAAGUCAAUGCCUCAGUUCCACCACAUGAUGGGCGAGAGGCUGCGCAGUGUGGAGCAAGGGGCCGACACCGUCGUGUGGUUGGCCUUGUCUCGAGCCGCUGCCAGAACUCGCAGCGGGCAGUUCUUUCAAGAUCGCAGGCCUGUUGCGGCCCACCUGCCUCUGGCCUGGACCUACAGCUCUGCAGAGGAGGUUCAGAGUUUCAUGAGUCAGCUGGAGACUCUGGCGUUCAGGGUCGUUCAGCCGCAGCCUGACGGAGAGCUCAACGGACCGUCCAGACCUCAGUUUGUCUGAACUGUGACGUAAAUGUCACACAGCAUGCCAUUCACCCAUUAAAGCAACAAUUACAAGAAUGAAAGUCU